CCGUCACUUCAUCUUGUGGGCAAAGUAGUUUUAAAAUUCUUUUCAAUCCAAAAAUGUAUAAACUACUAGCUUAAAACAUUGGUUCACUAUACUAACUAAUAGACUCUUAAAAAGGGCUAAUUAGUGUUUAUAAAUUUUGACGCUCUAUUAGUUUUCUAUCAUCAUUACACACACAACAAAAACCGAAGGUUAUGUCUGGUUGUUGAACCUCUUUGAACCCGGAGGGGAUGUGGUCCACACUGCUACUUCUGCUCUCCGCCAUCCUGUGUGUAGUACAGGCGCACCAAUGUCCAUCCCGAGGAGAUUACAAGUUGGCCAGUCCACGAAGCGACUGUGGCUACAUACAAUGUUGUAACGGCAGAGGGCGCUGGUGCAACUGUCCAGAAGGCUACUACUUUAUAGAGAAGAAACAAUGUUGUUUGCCCAGGUGCAGUACAAGUUCAUCUUGCGGAAGAUCUACCACGAAGAGGCCCCAGAAUAAGAGCGGAAGUGGUAGCAAAAGUGGUGGUGGAAGGACUGGUGGUGGUGGCGGUGGUGGCGGGGGUGGCAGUGGAAGUUAUAGCGGAGGUGGGAGCGGAGGUUCUAGCGGGGGCGGGAGCGGCUCUGGGGACUAUCACUGGUAGACUAGAGAGACCUACCAGUCAGUCAAAGUCUAUUGUAACAUGAAUGAUUAAUAAAGUGACAACAUUAGUUUGUU
Macrosteles quadrilineatus (aster leafhopper) is the source of this 697-nucleotide messenger RNA. RefSeq names its product loricrin-like. The record is from RefSeq and is a predicted model, not a curated record. The coding region runs from base 228 to 623 and encodes 131 amino acids. Lineage: Eukaryota; Metazoa; Arthropoda; Insecta; Hemiptera; Cicadellidae. Gene Ontology annotation, molecular function: chitin binding. The transcript has 4 exons.